AUGGUUUUGUGGGUUUCCCAUCCCAUGUGGGGUUCAAUGGUGGACUUGUGUGCAAGUGGUGAAAUUGAGAUGGCGGGUAACUCGAACAGAUUGUGCGACCAAAUACAAAGAUGGCUGCUGGAGGAUAAUGACGACGACAACAUUUCGAGCGAAAGUGAGGAAGGUCGAGAAUCCGCGGAACAAAGUGGAGCGCUUGGAUCUCCUCACCAUUCUGAUACGGAACAAGAUGGCGAGGAAGACGAGGACGAAGAUGAAGACGUGCAUCUAUCGACUUUGGCUUCCUAUCAGUCUCAUAAUGGUACAAAAUGGAGCAAGAUUGCACCGCCCACUUCAAGAACCAGAUCUCACAACAUUUUAGUCCGUCCACCAGGCCUAUGUGCAAGUGGUGAAAUUGAGAUGGCGGGUAACUCGAACAGAUUGUGCGACCAAAUACAAAGAUGGCUGCUGGAGGAUAAUGACGACGACAACAUUUCGAGCGAAAGUGAGGAAGGUCGAGAAUCCGCGGAACAAAGUGGAGCGCUUGGAUCUCCUCACCAUUCUGAUACGGAACAAGAUGGCGAGGAAGACGAGGACGAAGAUGAAGACGUGCAUCUAUCGACUUUGGCUUCCUAUCAGUCUCAUAAUGGUACAAAAUGGAGCAAGAUUGCACCGCCCACUUCAAGAACCAGAUCUCACAACAUUUUAGUCCGUCCACCAGGCCUAGUAGGUGUAGCAAAAGACGCUAAAACGGCUCUCCUAUCAUUCCUGCUGUUUUAUCACGCUGAUAUUUGGAACGUGCUUGUUGAUUCAACAAAUAUUUAUAUUUGUAUCAUAAAAAGCAAAUACCAAAGAGACAGAGAUGCGUCUCAUACCGACGUGAUAGAAAUCAAGGCACUUUUUUGA
Messenger RNA from Arctia plantaginis, 882 nucleotides. NCBI's taxonomy places the organism in Eukaryota, Metazoa, Arthropoda, Insecta, Lepidoptera, Erebidae. The record is from the annotation of a GenBank genome assembly.